Molecule: messenger RNA, 1023 nt
Organism: Tauraco erythrolophus (red-crested turaco)
Lineage: Eukaryota; Metazoa; Chordata; Aves; Musophagiformes; Musophagidae
Source: RefSeq, a predicted model, not a curated record
GUGGGGACCGAGUUCACCACCAUCCUGUACAACUUCAUGUGCAACAGCAGCUGCGUGGGAGGAAUGAACAGGAGGCCCAUCCUCAUCAUCAUCACCCUGGAGACGAGAGACGGGCAAGUCCUCGGAAGGAGAUCGUUCGAGGGCCGGAUCUGUGCCUGUCCCGGCCGGGACCGGAAAGCUGAUGAAGACCAUUACCGAGAGCAACAAGCCCUGAACGAGAGCGCAGCUAAAAACGGCAACGCCAACAAGCGCACCUUCAAGCAGAGUCCCCAGGGCAUCCCGGCGCUGGGGGCCAGCGUUAAGAAACGGAGGCACGGGGAGGAGGAGAUGUAUUAUGUGCCCGUUCGAGGCCGGGAGAACUUCGAGAUCCUGAUGAAGAUAAAGGAGAGCCUGGAGCUGGUGGAGCUGGUCCCACAGCAGCUGGUUGCCUCUUACCGGCAGCAGCAGCAGCAGCUGCUGCAGAGGCAGAGCCAACUGCAGACGCCUUCCUCCUACGGCCCCGUCCUCUCGCCCAUGAACAAAGUCCACGGCGGAGGAAUCAACAAGCUGCCCUCGGUCAACCAGCUGGUGGGGCAGCCAGCGCAGCACGGCUCCGGGUCCAGCUCCAGCUCCGCGCCCAGCCUGGCGCCCAUGGGACCCGGAAUGCUGAACAGUCACCCCAUGCAGCCCAACGGAGAAAUGAAUGGGGGCCACGCGUCCCAGUCUAUGGUCUCGGGGUCACACUGCACCCCCCCGCCGCCCUACAACCCCGACCCCAGCCUCGUCAGCUGUGCCUCAGCGGCGUUGUACUUCCAGGAUCUCGGAGCACUGAAGAUCCCGGAGCAGUACAGGAUGGUCAUCUGGAGAGGUCUGCAGGAGCUCAAACAGAGCCACGACUACGGGGCGCAGCAGCUCAUCCACACCAUCACCAUCCCCAACCGCGGCGCGGCCGACGAGUGGGCGGACUUCGGCUUCGACCUCCCGGACUGCAAAUCCCGCAAACAGUCCAUAAAGGAAGAGUUCACGGAGGGAGAGAUCAACUGA